Messenger RNA from Schizosaccharomyces japonicus yFS275, 1589 nucleotides. RefSeq names its product myb family protein. Gene Ontology annotation, cellular component: chromatin; nucleus. The transcript has a single exon. The record is from RefSeq and is a predicted model, not a curated record. The coding region runs from base 104 to 1360 and encodes 418 amino acids. Gene Ontology annotation, molecular function: RNA polymerase II transcription regulatory region sequence-specific DNA binding; sequence-specific DNA binding; DNA-binding transcription activator activity, RNA polymerase II-specific. Gene Ontology annotation, biological process: DNA-templated transcription; regulation of DNA-templated transcription; positive regulation of transcription by RNA polymerase II. Lineage: Eukaryota; Fungi; Ascomycota; Schizosaccharomycetes; Schizosaccharomycetales; Schizosaccharomycetaceae.
CUUACCCCCAUCCACCACCCACCUCAAAACGGUACAAAACGCAUACAGUUUUGUGAAUAUUUCUGUACCUAUAGACGUGUUUUCUUAGAACACGUAACAUGCCAUGGAUUCUAAUCUCGAAGACGGACUGUCCGGCACGUUUCCGAGAAAUCCACGGCCUUUAGAUUUUCUAACUGGAGCUUUGGCGGCAAAUACAACAAAAUUGGACGAAAAUGUUGAGCUUCAGUCACGGAUAGAAGCUGUGCACAGUGGUCGGACGCGGAAACCACGCGUAAAAUGGUCGGAGGAGGAAACAAAUAAUUUAUUACAAGGAUGUCGCGUCCAUGGAGUCGGAAACUGGAAGAAGAUACUCACAGAUGAACGGUUUCAUUUCAGCAAUCGUUCUCCUAACGAUCUGAAAGAUCGAUUCCGCACAAUUUUUCCCGAAGAGUACCGAAAACUGUAUCCAAAUGCUAAGACUCAUACAGGCCGGCAGCAAAAAAUAGCAUUAACGAGUGGUUUUUCAAAAAAGACUCGCAAAGAACGGCAACAGUUUACACCAGAAGAGGAUGAGCGGCUGUUGGAAGGCUUUUUUCUUCACGGACCUUGCUGGACCAGGAUUCGGAAGGAUGCUUCGCUUGGUCUACAGACGCGUCGUAGUACAGACCUGCGGGAUCGUUUCCGUAAUGCAUUUCCAGAACGAUAUGCAGCGGCAGGCUUCAAACUGAAGAACAAUCGCAAACUAAAAUCCCUUCAAACUGAUUCUAUGCUAGUGUCUAAUGGUGCCAACGGACCAAGUUCCUCUUUAACCACCAGUGCUGCUGCUGCUGCAGUAGCGGCUGUUGCAAGUACAGCAGCGGCAACAGCUGGUUCAUUUCUGCCACCCGCCGCUUCAACAUCGACUGCUCCUUCGGCGAGUCCAUCACCGGCAGCAGCUUCAGCCAGAGAAUUAUCUGGCGCCACUGCUACCGCUGCUACAUUGAACGAUGCUGAUGAACUCGACCUGGGGUGGUCAUCCCAGUCGCUUCCCUCCCAACUAUUCCAUUCGCAGCGCGUCUCAGACACCACAAACAAUCUGCUUUUGGGGUCUCAAAUGAACGAUCCGUUUGCGUCCGCAACCCUUGGAACGUUUCAUAAUUACGAACAGAUGUUCCCUCCGCCUCCUUCACAUGUAUCUGCUCUCACAGCACCUGCGAACACGCCUGGCGCAGCCCAGUCUCGAUCCACUUCCGCUUACACUCUCCUUCAGCACACCCUUCCUGCACAUCCCCCAGACUCUGCUGAUGCUCUCGGUCUCACCGAUUCGUCUCGAAAUGCUUCCCGGCAAGGCUCACAUCUUCAUCUGUCUUCCGACAGUUCCCCGUGGGACGACCGAGACUGAGUGGGGGUGUGUGGGACAACGACGAACCGUCCACCUGAAUCCCGCAUAUCCCACUGUAUCCCACUUGAGUUAUCCUCCUCCACAUAUCCCACUGUAUCCCACUGUAUCCCACAUUACCAUGCCAUGUCAUCUCAACAGGAUUACGCAAAGCAGCGGACAAGUGUAUUCUGGCGUGAAUUUCUAAAGUCUACGCAGCCCAAUCCACCAGGCAGUUCGGUUUCUGUAUUUC